AGACAGCGGCGCGUGACAUAACCCUUUCCAGACCUACCAUAUUCGGACUCGCAUCUUUCUUUCACUAGAAAGUGUUUCAUCUUCCACCGCGUCCUGCAUGGGCAUCCUCGGAGAACCUUGAGAAGGAGCUGUGAAACAGUACAAAGUGCGAGAGCUCAGCUGCAUCGAAAAUCCUCAAUCCGCGCCAAACAUGUCGACAGGACCGCAGUUCAUCGCCAUCAAGCGCAAAAGGGGCGAGGAGGCACCCGCGGCAUUGCUCGUCGAGAGAGCAGGAAAGAGAAGGGUGACAGAGCCUGGGUUUCACUAUGUGCUAAAGGAGAGCGGCGAGAGUGAUGGUACUGUAGUGGAGUCGAAAGAAGCGAAGGAGCAGGAUUCAUCGAAGACUCUGAGUCUUUUCAACGCAGACGAUGUUCAAAAGCGUGUCGGAGAGAGCAAUGGCCAUCAGCGAGGCAAGCUGUCGCGCAAUAUAUCGGGCAAUGGCAUCAGCCAGGGCACAAUCACGAAGGAGAGGCGCACCUUUCAUCUCAAGCGCGUUGGCACACCAGAACCUAAGAUUGGAAAGCGGAAGGGCAAGGCAAGUAGAGAACGGGGCAUUGCUACAUUCUCGGAGAAGCGCGCGAAGAGGGACAUGAAUCGAAGCGACUCGAAGGCGGUCGCCGAAUUUGCUGGACGACAACGCUCAGCAAGUGUAUUGUCUACGCAGGGAGUCUCUGCAGAACCUGUCGAUCGCCCACUCAAGCGACCUGGCAAAGGCGCUGCUAUCAAGACAAAUGGGAACGCAGCGUCUUCUUCCGCCAAUACAAAUGGCAAGACAGAUGCAGAGAUGCAAUCCAUGGCGGACACGCUGCAUCAAUUCGCCGUGCAUGAAGCCAGCAGAGAGAAUGGCGGUAUCACUAAUCGUGUACCGGCUAAACCCAAGAUCACAGCAAUGCCCAAAUUGUCUGCACAACGUAGUCGCGCGAUCCACCAGCAGCGAGUCGCUCAGUCGUCGGCGCCCCUCUCGAGGUCCCCACAAACCGAUGACGCGAGCAUGGACGAGGAGGGCGAUUAUGUCUAUGACACCUAUGUUCUAGCCACAACUUCGGGUGCUGCACAAAUAGACGCACAAGACGUCGGCAAUGUAGGCUAUCUCAUUAUCACCGAGGAAGAUCAGGCUCAGUGGGAAACCUACAUGGACGACGACCUAAGCGAGGAGGAGCCCAGUGACGAAGACGACGAAAAUGCUGAAGACUGGUAUGGCGCCGACUAUCCAGACGACGAAGUCGCUUCGGACGACGAAUUCGAUCGCAACGCGUACGGCUAUCGCGCGGGUGGUUCUGACGACGAAGAAUAUGAUGAGCACACUUUUAGCGAGGACGAGUAUGAGCGCCAGAUGAAUCCUUGGUUGAAGAAGACUCCACAGCAAUUCGCAAAGUACUUCAAGGAAGAAGACGGCCACGAGGCCGGCGACGAUUGAUGAGAGACGAAGCGAGCUGCGAGAUCGGUCUCCACUGUUCUUUCUGCUAUCGACGCGAGUACAGACUACAGACACCCUAGUACAUCUGCACGAGCUAAACCGGAACCAGACACAUAUCAAGAGCCGACCCAAAACUGCCCCCAGUUGCCAUAUUUGUCACCUCUUCACAGGUUGUCGUUGAAGACCGGCAGAUAGAAUUUCUUCGGACCUUCCGCCGAACGGAAUCCCUUACCCAAUGCGUGAGUUUUGUAUUGGGAUAAUCAUGACGACUAAGUCUCGUCACUUUUUGUUCGGUGAAUGAGUCGCGAAUCCUCGGUACUCUCCUCCGUAGCCUCGCGCGAGCGGGAGCCCAACGCACUUCAGGCCGUUUACCAAUGAUCUUUGGAUCUCUGUCUGCAGCGCGAUCCCACCUGUGCCACCGUUCCCACGGAACAGCGGAGAUUUGGUGCUGGUGGAGGUGGACUGGUGGUUUGUUGUUGGGGAUGCCUCGGUGCUAUGCAUUAUACUGUUUUUUUGUUCCAUACAAUCGUGGCUGUCAUCAAAAAGGGGGGUAUAUGCUAUUGCGACUUU
Cercospora beticola is the source of this 2026-nucleotide messenger RNA. Its product is annotated as Iwr1 domain-containing protein. Lineage: Eukaryota; Fungi; Ascomycota; Dothideomycetes; Mycosphaerellales; Mycosphaerellaceae. Gene Ontology annotation, cellular component: cytoplasm. Gene Ontology annotation, biological process: protein import into nucleus. The record is from RefSeq and is a predicted model, not a curated record.